Messenger RNA from Plodia interpunctella (Indianmeal moth), 7165 nucleotides. RefSeq names its product nejire (gene nej). Bases 479 to 6904 code for a protein of 2141 amino acids. Gene Ontology annotation, cellular component: histone acetyltransferase complex; nucleus; transcription regulator complex. The transcript is spliced from 24 exons. The record is from RefSeq and is a predicted model, not a curated record. Gene Ontology annotation, biological process: positive regulation of transcription by RNA polymerase II. NCBI's taxonomy places the organism in Eukaryota, Metazoa, Arthropoda, Insecta, Lepidoptera, Pyralidae. Gene Ontology annotation, molecular function: transcription coactivator activity; histone acetyltransferase activity; zinc ion binding.
GAAAAAGUUUUCAUCAACAGCCGCCAUUUUGCGCUGGAGAGACUGAGAAGAAUUUCGGAAUUUGUCGUGUAAAUUUUCUGUUUUUUCUUACAUCAUUUUAUCAUAAACUGAACCAUUCCGUGUAUUUUAAAGUGUUAAGUGAAAUCGUGUUAUUCGAUCGGUAAAAUAAGUCCCAUAAAGUAGCUAAAAUCUGGUGAUAUUGUUUUCAUUUAUUGUGCUAGUUCGACGAAAGAUGGUGAGAGGGUCUGUGUAGCUCUUCGAUUCGGAGCUUUGUAAUGGCGAAUACUUGAGUGAGAAAUUUUAAUAUGUGCCUUCAAUGGUGCGAAGGACAUCGGACGAUUGUGAUGUGGGUGAAUUACGUUAUAAUGGAUGACAAAUCGAUCUAAAAUGUUAUUUCUUGAAGAUAUAAGACAUAAAAGUGUUAUUUAAAUCGGCGGGCCGAAAUAUUCACGACGGCUUACGUUUAGUAAACACAGCCAUGGCCGAUCAUCAUGUGGAUGAACCGCCUAACAAGCGGGCAAAGAUGAUCCGGGACCCUUUCCAGGGUCCCUCGGACUCCGCGGCAGAUUUCUCCAAUUUAGACAUGUUUGAUUUGGAGAACCGUCUUCCCGAUGAACUAAUGGGUUCUUGGGUUGAGCAACCCGGAGUCACAGGGCCCAAGCCUCCCGCGCAAGGUCCGGGCCCUGGGGGACAACUCCCCCCUCAACAACAGCUCAAUGGGGAUGACCCUAACGCUGCUAUGCAAAGACAAAUCAACAAUCACCUUAUACAACAAGUCUUUUCACAGGGCAACAAAGGUGGCUUAAUAGGCCACAAUAAUUCUUUAGGAUUGGGUAGCUUAGGAAGUAAGAGUCCAAAUCUACAGUCACCUCCAAAUGUAUCUGUAUCAAAAGACCUGAUGGGUGGUAUGCACCCUCAACUAAUGCCAAAUACAAGUCAUCCAAAUCAACUACACUCAACAAUGCCAAUGAGUUCAAUUCAAGGUGGAAUGAACGUGGCGAACGUAGGUGGCAAUAUGAUCGUGACUAAUAGCAACAUGACGAACGCGGGGAUGCUAGGAAGCGGGAUCAUCAACAACGUGAACAAGCAGCUGCCGACGCUGAUGGGUGGCAACCAUCACGGCGCGGCGCCGCAUCAUCCGCACGCGCAAGGCAUCCAGAACGGGCCGCUCGGCGGGCGAGUGGGCGGCGUCGGCAUGCAGGCGCCCAGCAUGCGCUCGGGGCUGCAGCACCAUCCGCGAAUGCAGGCGCCCGGGGGCGGCGCCCUGCUGACGCCCUACCACCCCGCCUACGGGCAGUCGGCGACGGGCGCGGCGGGCGCGGGCCCGGGUGCGCCGGCGCCGCGGCCGGCCGUGCGCUUCGGGCCGCCCGGGGAGGCGGGCGGGGGCGCCGCGCAGGCCGUGCCGCCGGCGCCGUCGCCGCAGACGCCGGGCGCGCCCUCCGGCGGCCAGUCGCAGCCCCAGGCCGCCACGCAAGCGGCGGCGCCGCCUCCCUCCCAACCGGCGCCCUCGGGCUCCAUCGCGGACCCUGAGAAGCGCAAGCUGAUCCAGCAGCAGCUCGUGUUGCUCCUGCACGCCCACAAAUGCCAACGCCGGGAAUCACAGUCCAAUGGCGAGACGUGGCAGUGCUCUUUACCGCACUGUAAGACUAUGAAAGGGGUUCUCACACAUAUGAUGUCGUGUCAGGCCGGUAAAAAUUGUGCAGUACCCCAUUGUUCCUCAUCAAGACAAAUCAUAAAUCAUUGGAAACACUGUAGUAAAAAUGACUGUCCAGUUUGUUUGCCUCUCAAGCAAGCUGAUAGGACUAGAACAAAUAACAUGAAUGCAGCGCCAGUAAGCCACACGGCCACGGGCGUGGGUGCCGGCGGGGUGACGGGCGUGGGUGUGAACCCUCCCGUGGGACAAGUGGGGGCCGUGGGUCAAGUGGGCCAAGUGGGCGCGGUCAACGCUGGUACCAUGGGUGUUAACUCUAUGCCCGGAGUGGCGCCACCUAGUACGGCGCCGGCGUCUGUAGCAAGCACGCAAGGAGCUGAUAUGAAACGCGCGUAUGAAGCCCUCGGCAUAGCGUGUCCGACGUCUGUAUCCAACAUGGUGGGCAAUUUCCCGCGCUCGGCGCCGCUGACGAGGAUGGCGGUGCCGAGGCCGCCCGCCAUGACUGACGUCGUGCCGCAGCAGUCCAUGCAGCAGCUGUUCCAUCAGAACCAGGAUCUACAGCAGCAACAGUUGAUGGGGGGAAGUACGCUGCAACUUCCAGGGGGACCCGUUACCGCCAACCCCGUCUCGGGCACGAAAGAGUGGCACCAGUCUAUAACAACCGAUCUCAGAAACCAUCUUGUUCAUAAACUGGUGCAAGCUAUCUUCCCGACGCCGGACCCCCACGCAAUGCUAGACAAAAGAAUGCACAAUUUAGUGGCGUACGCACGGAAAGUCGAAGGUGACAUGUACGAGAUGGCCAGCACUAGAUCCGAGUACUACCACUUGCUAGCGGAGAAAAUAUACAAAAUACAGAAAGAGUUGGAAGAGAAGAGACAGAAGAGGAAGGAGCAGCAGUUGCAAGCGCAACAGGCGCAACAGAAUCAGUUGCAGCAACAACAGAACUUGCAACAGCAACCUGUUAACGUAAUGUCGGGCGGAGGGGUUAUGGGCACCCGGCCGCCGGCGCCGAACGCGACAGUGGGCUUACAGAGGCCGACUAUGCCGACGCAGCCGAUGGCGGGGAUGAGGAUACCGUCGCCCGGGAUGAACAUGAGCGGGAUGCAGCCCAACAGGAUGGCCUUCCAGACCAACUUGGUCGGCCCGCCCGGUCCCAGUCCCAACCAAAUGCCGCAGACGCCUAAUGGCGGGUCAGUGGGCGUGGGCAGCGUGGGCCCGGGCAUGUCUCCGUUCCCGCAGCCGCUGACGUCCCCCGCCCCGCAGUACCCCUCCAUCUCUAGCAACGGGCCUGCGCCGCUCACAGAUACCAUCCAUCAAGGGGAGGCGAAAGUCCGAAUGGCGGCGAGUCCGUUCGUGAACCACAGUUUCCCGUCGACGGCGCCGUCGCCCGCCAGCGCAGCCCCCGCCACCCCCGCCACCCCGCUAGCGCUGCCCAGCCCUGCCCCGCCCGCCCCUCCCGUCCCGCCCGCUGUGCCCGCCCCGCCCGCCGUCCCCGCGCCGCCCGCGCCCUCGCUGCUGACCCGCCUGCCCGAACACAAUGACGACGACGACCAAGACCAACAUAUUCGAAUAAAACAAGAACCGGAAGACGUCCGAGUCAAAGACGAGCCAGAAGAGGACUGUGGGGGCAAAGGCAUGCGGGACGAAACGCCCAGCGAUAGGGAACCUCCCGAACGGAACGACUUUGUCGUCAAGCAAGAAAUCAAGGCUGAGAUCAAACAGGAAGUCAAGGAGGAAACGGGAGAAAAUGCGACGGCGGAAAGUGCUGGCGACAGGAGUUCGCGGCGAGUCUGCGUCUACAAGCCGGAAGAUUUAAGAGUAGCCCUUAUGCCGACGUUAGAAGAACUAUUUAGACAAGAGCCAGAAUCUCUCCCAUUCCGCCAGCCAGUCGACGCGCAAGCACUCGGAAUCCCAGACUACUUCGAUAUAGUGACGAAUCCUAUUGACUUGUCGACUAUAAGGCGGAAACUUGAUGUGGGAGAGUAUCAAGAGUCGUGGGAGUAUGUGGACGACGUGUGGCUCAUGUUCGGCAACGCGUGGCUCUAUAACAGAAAGAACUCGAGGGUCUAUAGAUACUGUACUAAGCUGUCUGAGGUGUUCGAGUCGUGCAUAGACCCGGUGAUGCAGAGCCUGGGCUACUGCUGCGGCCGCAAGUACACGUUCAACCCGCAAGUGCUGUGCUGCUACGGCAAACAGCUGUGCACCAUCCCGCGCGACGCCAAGUACUUCAGCUAUCAGAACAGUCUAAAAGCGUAUGGGGUUGUGUCCGAUAGAUACACCUUCUGCCAGAAAUGCUUCAACGACAUCCAGGGCGACACAGUCACGCUCGGCGAUGAUCCGCUGCAGCCGCAAACUGCAAUAAAAAAGGAUCAGUUCAAAGAGAUGAAAAACGACCACUUAGAGCUAGAACCUCUCGUGGUGUGUAGCGAUUGCGGGCGGAAGCAGCAUCAAAUCUGCGUACUGCACCACGACCAAAUAUGGCCCCAGGGCUUCUGCUGUGAUAAUUGUUUGAAGAAGAAGGGGGCGAAGCGAAAAGAGAACAAGUUUAGCGCUAAGAAGCUGCCUACCUCGAAACUUGGCAUUUAUAUUGAGACAAGAGUCAAUAAUUUUCUUAAGAAAAAAGAGGCUGGCGCUGGCGAAGUGCAUAUCAGGGUUGUGGCGUCGUCUGAUAAGAUUGUGGAAGUAAAGCCAGGCAUGCGAUCGAGAUUCGUAGAUUCCGGGGAGUUACACGCUGAAUUCCCGUAUCGGGCUAAAGCGUUGUUUGCAUUUCAAGAGAUCGACGGAAUUGAUAUUUGUUUCUUUGGCAUGCAUGUGCAGGAAUAUGGUAGCGAAGCACCAGGGCCAAACACGAGGCGCGUUUACAUAGCAUAUCUAGAUUCAGUACAUUUCUUCCAACCGCGGCAGUACAGAACGGCCGUAUACCACGAGAUUCUAUUAGGAUAUUUGGACUACGCCAAACAGUUGGGGUACACCAUGGCACACAUAUGGGCGUGCCCCCCUUCCGAAGGCGACGACUACAUUUUCCACUGCCAUCCGCCUGAACAAAAAAUACCUAAGCCAAAAAGGUUGCAAGAGUGGUAUAAGAAAAUGUUAGACAAAGGUAUCAUAGAAAGAAUAAUUUUAGACUACAAAGAUAUUCUUAAGCAAGCGAUGGAGGAUAAUAUCUCUUCUGCGGCGGAGCUACCGUACUUCGAGGGUGAUUUCUGGCCCAAUGUGUUAGAAGAAUCUAUCAAAGAGUUGGACCAGGAAGAGGAGGAGAAGAGAAAGCAGGCUGAAGCCGCUGAAGCAGUGAUAUUCCAGUCUUCAGAAGAGAACGAACAAGGGCCCGACGGAAAGAAGAAAGGGCAGAAGAAGGCGAAGAAGUCAAACAAAUCGAAGGCCGCUCAGAGGAAGAACAGUAAGAAGCAGAGCGACCAGCAGCAGGGAAGCGAUCUCAGUGCAAAGAUAUUUGCCACCAUGGAGAAACACAAGGAAGUGUUCUUUGUUAUUAGGCUACAUUCCGCGCAAUCAGCCGCAAGCUUAGCGCCAAUCCAAGACCCGGACCCACUAGUAAACUGCGACCUAAUGGACGGGCGCGACGCAUUCCUCACAAUGGCGCGCGACCGCCAUUACGAAUUCUCAUCCACGCGACGGGCGCAAUUCUCAACACUCUGCAUGUUAUACGAAUUACACAACCAAGGCACAGACAAGUUCGUUUACACGUGCAACAGUUGUAAAUCACAUGUGGAGACGCGGUAUCACUGCACUGUGUGCGACGAUUUCGAUCUCUGUGUUCCGUGUCACGAAAAGGAGGGUCAUCCGCAUAAGAUGGAGAAACUCGGCUUGGACAUCGACGUCGGCUCGUCUCCUGGGGAUAUGAAGCAGGCGAAUCCCCAAGAAGCGAGAAAGCUGUCUAUCCAGAGGUGUAUCCAGUCAUUGGUACACGCGUGCCAGUGUCGGGACGCGAAUUGCCGACUACCAUCGUGCCUGAAAAUGAAGCGCGUGGUGCAGCACACGAAGAUCUGCAAGCGGAAGACGAAGGGUGACUGCCCUAUCUGCAAGCAGCUCAUCGCGCUUUGCUGUUAUCAUGCGAAGCAUUGUCAAGAAACGAAAUGCUCAGUGCCGUUCUGCAGCAGCAUAAAACAGAAGCUGAAGCAGCAGCAGGUGCAGCAGCGCGUGCAGCAAGCCAAGCUGCUGCGCCGGCGCAUGGCGGCCAUGAACACGCGGCCCGGCGCUGCCUCGCCGCCGCCCGCCCUGGCCUCGCCGCCGCCCUCCAAGCCGCAGGAGCACUCGCUGCCGCACAAUGUGCAGAAGGCGCUCCAGCAGGUGCAAGAGGAAGCGGCGCGGCAACAAGCGCCGUCGUACGGCAAGCAAGGCGGGGGGGGCAUGGGCCCGCCCACGCUGAGCCCGCAGCUGGCCCCGCCUCGCGCCGACUGGGCCGCGCGCUACCGCCCGCCGCCGCCGCUGCACCACCCGCCCAGGCUGCCGCCGCACCACCAGCACCAGCAGCAGCAGCCGCGACCGGGCCCGGGCCCCGGCGCCGCGGCGCCGCAGCCGGCGAUGCACCAGCAAGCGCUGCAGAAACUUAUGGCGACCCUCCGCUCGCCGACCAGCCACAACCAGCAGCAGGAGAUACUGCAGAUCCUCAAGUCCAACCCGCCUCUCAUGGCCGCCUUCAUCAAGCAGAGACAGCAAAACGCGCAAAACCAGCAAGCGGCCGCGGGGGGCGUGGGCAACGUGGGCAACGUGGGCGGCGUGGGCAACGUGGGCCUCGGAGCGCUUGCGCAAAACGUGGCGCAGCCGCCCAUACACAAUAUGAUGCCGCAACAGCGGCUGCAGCAGAUGCAUCAGAUGUUGCCCCAGCAGUCUCAGGUUGGUGUCGGAGGCAUCGGCGGCGUCGGCAACGUCGGCGUAGGCAACGUCGGCGUGGGCAACGUCGGCGUCGGGAACGUGGGCGUGGGCAACGUGGGCGGCGUGGGCAUGGGCGGCGGCAUGGGCUCGGGCUGGUUCAGCAAGCAGCAGGGCAUGCUGGGCAUGCGCGGCUACGGCGCGGGCGCGGGCGCGGGCGCGAGUGCGGGCGCGCGGCUGGCGUCGGCGCGCUACUUCCCCGGCGUGGCGCGCUCGCCGCCCGCCGCGCCCAGCCCGCGCCCGCCCACGCCCUCGGAGCUGCUGCUGCUGCGGCAGUCGCCGGCGCCGCCCGCGCCGCUGCCGGACGACCAGCUGCCGCCGCUGACGCCGCAGGACCAGCUGACCAAGUUCGUCGAGCAGUUGUAGUGUACAUAACCCGCCGCGCGCCCGCCUGUAACAUAUAGCCUCGGCCGCGCACCCUAUUUAUUCUCCGCGCCCGACGACGCGGACUAAGUUAAGUAUUACGAUGAAUCGAGCGCUCAAUGUACAAAAUGUAAAUACGAGUAUGAGAGGAGAACGUCCUGUCCGCUUCUGCGUAAUCUAAGUUGUUCGUAGUGUAGGUACAUUAUGAUACUUAUUCUGUUUAUUGUAAUUAAAUCAUUUUAUAAUAUAAUUAUGUGAUUAUAA